Molecule: messenger RNA, 1443 nt
Organism: Trypanosoma conorhini
Lineage: Eukaryota; Euglenozoa; Kinetoplastea; Trypanosomatida; Trypanosomatidae
Exons: 1
Coding region: 1-1443 (480 amino acids)
Source: RefSeq, a predicted model, not a curated record
AUGCACCCCAAGACGAGGCGGCCGCAGACGCAGAGCGAGUCAGCGAGUGAACUGCUGGGCAGCACGCUGGCGGCGCUGGACGCCGUCAUCGCAGACGCGCAGCGGCAGGACGCGGGAAGCGCCCCUCAGGCCGGGAAAAAACGACAGCGCGGCGGUGCCGUUUUCGCCGCCAUGGCGGAGCCGCACCUCCACGCACUCCAGUCGCUUGUUGUGACGUACGGCGUGCAGCUGCUGCCCUCGCUCGACGCAGUGGCGCGGCGGGCGCUGCUGGCCGUAGCGUCUCCCACCACGGCGAACACUGCCGCCUGGGAGCUCGCGGCGCUACUCGGCACGUACUUUAGGGCGGGUGCCGUGCGGCUGCUGGAGGAGCUGAUGGAGCUGCUCCUGACUGACAAGGGCCCCUUCCUGCUCAAGGCGCCGUGCCUCGUUGGGCUGACGAGGGCGCGGGGGGGUGCAGAGGCCACGGAGGAGGAGGAUGAGGAGGAAGACGACACGGUCGGCCUUCUGCGGCGCCUGUGCGCCUUUGAGGAGCUGCUGCUCGCGGUGGGUCCGUGCAUAAGCGCCUCCGUGAUGCAGCGGGCAACGCUGCGCUUCGCCCAGGAGGUGGUGAUUGCCGGCAUCCUCGACGCCCCGCCCCCGGCUCCCCCGGCGGAGAGCGGCAAGCCCGGGCGCGGCAAGAAGGGCGGCCCAAACGCCACGAAUAUUAACAGCGAUAAGGAUCAACAUAAUAACACCAGCGGAGCCCAGCUGCAGGCAACGGCCUCUGCCGCCGCGUUCAGCGUGGAGGCGGCGGUGCAGCCCCGCUGCGUGCAGCUGCUCACGUCACUUCUGCUGCUCUGCCGCCCGCUGCCCGGGGUGGUCUCGGCGUGCGCGGUGCGGGUGGUGAGGGAGCUGCCCGCGCGGGCAGUCACGCUGCGGCAGCGGAGCGAGCAUCCACAUCUGCUGCGUGCCGUCGCGCGGCUUUCCGCGACGCUGACGGCGCUGCGCCACCCGCACGCGCUCCCGUUUUAUCUGCCGCCCGUUGACGUUGUGGAGAAGCCAACGCGGCGCGUCACUGCGGACGUGCCCUCGGCCGGCGUCGAGCAAACGACGGGGGUUAAUGACUCACAUCCUUCUUCUCCUGCGAGUGCGCCGCAGCAGCAGCCUGGGGAAGUGCAGCAGCAGGCGGCGGCGGCGGCGGCGGCGGCAACAACAACUGUCUGCGCCCGCCCUGCCGAGCCAUCGCCGCCGCGCCAACCGGCCCAAGCGGUUCAGCAGCAGCACUCUCUUGUAGAAGCUACGCGAAAUAGCAGGCAGGGUGUGCCCGCCGCCGCCGCCGUGAAGCAGCUGCAAGGACGGCAACGGAGCACGCUGGUGGCGACGCCACUUCCAGCAGUCCCCGCCGCCGUCGCCUGCGAGUCGGACGACGAGGAUGACAUGCCCGAAAUCGACAUCGAGGACUGA